Trypanosoma conorhini is the source of this 966-nucleotide messenger RNA. RefSeq names its product tRNA (guanine-N(1)-)-methyltransferase TRM10. Gene Ontology annotation, cellular component: nucleus. The coding region runs from base 1 to 966 and encodes 321 amino acids. Gene Ontology annotation, molecular function: tRNA binding. The transcript has a single exon. Gene Ontology annotation, biological process: tRNA N1-guanine methylation. The record is from RefSeq and is a predicted model, not a curated record. Lineage: Eukaryota; Euglenozoa; Kinetoplastea; Trypanosomatida; Trypanosomatidae.
AUGGUAGACGACAGCGAGAAGAAGGUGGUUGCCGGCGCCCCACUGUAUCUGCGGAAAAAUAAGGGAACAUGGACGGCAGAGCAGCAGUCAGCUUACUGGCGAGCAAAAAAGGCGGAACGGAGGCGACGAAGCAAAGAGGCGGCUGCACAACGACGUGAGGCGCAGCAGAAGGAGUGGGAGGAACUUGACGACGAGGAGCGGGAACGCCGGCGUGCAGAGGCGAUCACAGUUCACGAGCGACGGCGGGCCGCAGAGGCAAAGGAGCAUGCGGUGCGUGAGCAGCACCUCGCCGACACCUCUCUCCCGUUGCUGGUGUUCGACCUAAGCUUCGCCUGGUGCAUGACGGCUGCCGACUGUCGCAGUACAGUAUCGCAGAUAAAGUUUAGCUACAGUGUAUUGCGGCGGCAUAACUUCCCGAUGCGGCCUGUGAUCACAUCUAUUGGUGGUCAGGAGACGGUGAACUCGAGCAUACAUGGCGAGGUGUUGCGCACGAUGUGUGACUUCGAGGGGUUUCGCCGUUAUCCUCCACCGAUUCACGAGGAGCACUGGUCUACUCUGUACAGAAAGGAGGACGUCGUCUUUUUGACGGCUGACACAGAAACUGUGCUAGAGGGCCUGGAACCCGAUACGGUGUACGUCGUUGGCGCCUUUGUAGAUCACAAUUCGCGAAAGUUUCUCACUAGAGAUGCGGCGAGGCGUCAUGGCGUGCGUAUGGCCCGUCUUCCACUAGAUGAAUCCAUUGAGGUGGGUAACCGCUGCAAAGUCCUCACGGUGAAUCAUGUGGUGGAGGUGCUAUGCCGGUUUGCCGACUGUGGUGACUGGCGUAGGGCGUUUGACGUGCUGCCGACAAGGCGAGCGAAGACGGCACGCCAGAAACGUCCUCACUCCUCAGCUGGGGUGGGGAGUCUUUCCUCGGAUAAGGAUGCUGCAGAGUCGGUUGAGAGCAACGACGGCUGCCACGAUUGA